CUUCAUCGCUAUUUAAGCCAGGAGAGGGGAGAGGGCCGACUCUUGGGGGGAUACAGAUCUGCAGACAGAGAGGAGCAGCAUGCACAGUCAGAGCAUGUGGACAGCGGGUCUCCUGAUGGUGACCCUGUGCACGCUAACACUGGCCCAGUUCCCCCGAGCGUGUGUAACCCCUGAGGUGCUGCAGACUGGCCAGUGCUGCCCAUCUCCCACAGGGUUGGUAGGGGAUGAGUGUGGCUUCAGAUCAGGGAGGGGGCAGUGUGUGACCAUUACAGCCGACAACAUGCGCUACGGACCCCAGUACCCCUAUGCUGGGCGUGAUGACAGAGAGAUGUGGCCGAUGAGAUUCUUCAACCGCACUUGCCAGUGUAAUGGGAAUUUUAGCGGCUUCGAUUGUGGGAAGUGCAAAAUGGGCUUACCUGGACCGAACUGUGAUCAGAGGAUCCCUGUGGUGAGGAAAAACAUCACAAUGACCCAAGUCGAGAAGCAGAAUUUUAUUAAUGCUUUGGACCAAGCCAAGAGGACCGCGCACCCUGACCUGGUCAUCAUGACAAGACGAUACCCGGAGGUGUUUGGACCUGAUGGUAACAGCUCGCAGUUUGAGAACAUCUCCAUAUACAACUAUUUUGUUUGGAGUCACUACUACUCAGUGGCUAACACCUUCCUGGGGCCGGAACAGCCAACAUUUGAAGGUAUAGACUUCUCCCAUGAGGGCCCAGGUUUUGUCACCUGGCAUCGCUACCACCUGCUGCAACUUGAGAAAGACAUGCAGAAUAUGCUGGGUAACCCCACCUUUGCCCUGCCGUACUGGAACUUUGCCAUUGGAGGCAGCGAUUGUGACAUCUGCACCGAUGACCUGAUGGGAGCCAGGAGUUCUUUCGAUAUCAACUCCAUCAGCUCCAACUCAGUGUUCUCCCGCUGGAGGGUAGUCUGUGAGAGCGUGGAGGACUAUGACACUUUGGGCACCAUCUGCAACAGCACAGAGACCAAUCCCAUCAGAAGGAAUCCAGCUGGAAACGCCCGGCCCAUGGUGCAGAGGCUGCCGGAGCCCAAGGAUGUGUUGGACUGUCUGGAGCUCAAAACCUUUGACACUCCACCUUUCUACUCCACCUCCUCAGAGAGCUUCAGGAACACAAUUGAAGGCUACAGUGCCCCCCAGGGCACAUAUGACCCUGUGAUCCGCAGCCUCCAUAACCUCGCCCACCUCUUCCUCAAUGGGACAGGAGGACAGACCCACCUCUCACCAAAUGAUCCCAUCUUUGUCCUGCUGCACACAUUCACUGAUGCAAUCUUUGAUGAGUGGCUCAGCAGGCACCAACCAGGUCAAGUAGUUUAUCCUGAGGAGAAUGCUCCAAUUGGGCACAAUAGGAGAUUCAACAUGGUUCCUUUUUGGCCUCCUGUCACCAACGCUGAGAUGUUUGUCCCUGCCCCAGCAAACCUGGGAUACUCCUACGAGGUCGAGUGGCCAACUCCUGGCUUCACCCUGUCUGAGAUCAUCACCAUUGCAAUUGUUGGGGCGGUGAUUGUGGUGACGGUGGUAGGUGGCAUUAUCGCCUGUGCCUUGCGGGCCCGCUCCUACCGCUCAUCCGAGGCCUUGGAGCCACUCCUGGGGGAGACUUUCCGGCGCUACUCAGAGGAUGACAGGAGGUUGGACAAAUCGCAGUCUGUUGUCUAAAUCUACAUCAUUAUAGCCAGGCCUUAAUAUUUCCCUUCAUUUUUUAAUUUUUUUUAUUCUUUUAUUCCCCACUUCUUCUAAUAAAGUUGAACUGGCUUUCAA
This is a messenger RNA of Notolabrus celidotus (New Zealand spotty), 1774 nucleotides long. It is a transcript of the gene tyrp1b, whose product is annotated as tyrosinase-related protein 1b. Gene Ontology annotation, cellular component: melanosome. Gene Ontology annotation, biological process: melanosome organization; melanocyte differentiation. Gene Ontology annotation, molecular function: oxidoreductase activity. The record is from RefSeq and is a predicted model, not a curated record. NCBI's taxonomy places the organism in Eukaryota, Metazoa, Chordata, Actinopteri, Labriformes, Labridae.